GCUGUUUCCUGUGUUGAAACGACAACCUGUCACUUCACAACAAGUAUUGAACGAUAUCAAAAUUGUCAUAAUUUCAAAUGGCUGACAUUGGAUGGGGACAGUUGCAAGCCUACGAGGCAUAUGGACGAGCUGGGGACAAAAAGGAGGAUUUCAAUAUUAUAUCAUAUGAAGAAGCUUUAUCAGACAAGUAUUCUUCAUCCAAACAUGCUUCACAUUCCAUGUUGUUUGCCAGAAAUGAUGCUAUUCUAUGGGAUUUGUACAACACACGGGGGACAGUGUUGAUGCAGAUGCGGUUUGAUGGUUUGCUGGGAUUCCCAGGAGGAUUGGUCGAUCCAGGUGAACACCCUCUAGAAUCUGCCAAUAGGGAAAUGGUGGAAGAAAUUGGUCUGGAUUUAAACAUAUUGAAAUUGUCAGACAGUGACCAUGUGGUUUCAUUUGUGAACAAAGACAAAAAUCUUGUUUUACAUUUUUAUGGGAAAGAAAUCACUUUGAGUCAGUUUCAAGAAAUCGAACUAGGAAAUCUGAAGGCUCCAGAUUAUGGAUCAGAGACACUAGGGGUGAUACGCCCUCCACUGUUUACAAUGGGUGAUGGGUACAGAGGACUCCCAGCAUUCCUUUCUAACGGCUUUGCAGGAAAUGCAAGACAAGAGCUGCUCAUUGGUUUACAACACUUCAAUCUUCUAUCUGAGGAUGAAAUCCAGGAGGCUGUGAAAUCAUGGCUAACAUUUCAAAUUAAAAAUACUCAGUAGACCAAAUUUUAGAAUAUUACUGUAAAUCCAUGUCCUUUCAUAAUAUGCAUUUCUAUGCAUGUUGUAAUAACUUGUUGUACGAACUCUACAAUUUAGACCAAAAUAAAUAUUUUUUAAGUA
Magallana angulata is the source of this 869-nucleotide messenger RNA. Its product is annotated as U8 snoRNA-decapping enzyme-like. The record is from RefSeq and is a predicted model, not a curated record. The transcript is spliced from 4 exons. Gene Ontology annotation, cellular component: nucleus. The coding region runs from base 78 to 749 and encodes 223 amino acids. Gene Ontology annotation, biological process: sno(s)RNA catabolic process; mRNA catabolic process. Lineage: Eukaryota; Metazoa; Mollusca; Bivalvia; Ostreida; Ostreidae. Gene Ontology annotation, molecular function: snoRNA binding; phosphodiesterase decapping endonuclease activity.